This is a messenger RNA of Periconia digitata, 2038 nucleotides long. The record is from the annotation of a GenBank genome assembly. NCBI's taxonomy places the organism in Eukaryota, Fungi, Ascomycota, Dothideomycetes, Pleosporales, Periconiaceae.
CCAACGCGUGCGAAUGCUCAAUUGCCCCCGCCCGCUUUGCCACUCAAUCAUCCAGCGCAGCACUACUCAACUUUUGCUCACUAGCCAAACGGACGCUGCGAUCCAACUACUGAACACAGCGAGUCGUAAAUCAGACAUGUCCGGGCGACGACCAAGAGGAACCGGCAUUCGGGGUCCUCACUCUGCACUCACAGAUUAUCUUGCGGCCAACAACAUCUCUGCUCGAGAAAUCCGCGACUCUCACCGUCAGCGAGUGCAGCAAGCCGAGACCGACACGCCCGAUCCAGACAAUGGGGAAGGACCAUCCAAUGGUGCAGGGCCAUCUGAUCUUGAAGAACAGCCAGAGGCUGAACCGGCGGAGUCAUCGACCGCAGCAGCAGAGCGGACGCGCAAACGCAAGCGCACUCAACAGGACGAAGCCAUUGCCCAGAUAAAGAAAGGCAAAGCUGCCAAGAAGAGCAAGAAAAAGAAGAAGGGCUCAGACGAUGAUUCCGACUUCGAUGAUGUGAUGGACAUGUACAAGAAGGCGAAGCCGCUGCCAGGUCAACUCUCUAACUGUGAACUAUGCAACAAGCGGUUCACGGUCACACCAUACAGUAAGGCUGGGCCUGAUGGUGGGCUUUUAUGCACACCCUGCGGUAAAGAGCUAGCGAAAGAAGCGAAAGCAACAGACAAGGCAAAAAAACCGACUGUCCGGAAAGGUAGGAGAAAAAUCGAAAGCAACCGUCUAGAUGGCAUAACAUUCCGUGGGUCGAAGACACUACAGCAACUCUGCAUCGAGACACUUGCAAAGCACUCUGAGGAUAUCGAAGAGCUUGGUGAAAUGCCAGAGACCAUUAUGGAUAGGCUGAGUGAGAUAUUCUCGAAGAAGCGGGCAAUGAAUUCGACUACGUUCAAGCUAUUCCUACAGUCUGAUCGCACAAAUGUUGCUAUUCACGAGGCAGCCUAUCUUGAGACGGAAGACUACGACCAGAUUUUUGCCUUCGUCCCGGACAUCAAGAAACUCAGCCUGCGCAACUGUUGCCAAUUUAAGGAUGCGAACAUUGAUUACAUGAUCGAAAAAGCACACAAACUCGUGGAUAUACAACUCCUAGGUGCUAAUCUUGUCGCCAACGAUAAGUGGAUUGACCUUUUCAUCAGCCGCGGCAAGGACUUGGAAGCUCUAAGGCUUGAAUGGUUAGACGCUGCCUUCGACGAUCAAGCUGUCCAAGCCCUCGUGGAAUUCUGUCCAAAUCUACAGCGUCUCAAACUUGAACGCUGUAAGCAGCUCGGUGUCGAGAGCAUCGAUGCUAUUGCACGCUUAGAGCAUCUCGAACAUCUGACUCUAUGCUAUCAUGAAGAUAUUCCCUGCAAAAGUCUGGCCAACAUGAUCCUUUCUGUUGGCGCCAAGCUCAAGACACUUUGUUUGGAGAAGUUUGUCAAUAGCGAGGAUGAGCCCACUGACGAUCUGCUAAUUGCCAUACGUGACACAUGCACGUCGCUCUCCAAACUGCGCUUCAGCAACAACAAUGAAUGUUCGGACGCGGGCUACGUGAAUCUCUUCACCGGCUGGACCAAUCCACCUCUUCGCUACAUUGACAUGAAUAGCACUCGUGAUGUAGACAACGUCAAUCCUGACGGCCCCGAAGACUUCCCCGUUGGCCUCGCAUCCGCCGGAUUUGAAGCACUCAUGGCCCAUUCUGGCUCGCGACUCGAAUUUCUAGACAUUUCCUCCUGUCGCCACAUCUCGCAGUCUACAUUCACGACUGUCUUCAACCCAGAGCAAAGUUAUCCCAAUCUCCGGGAAAUCAAUCUCUCUUUCUGUCCCGUUGUUGAUACGGAGAUUGUUGCUGGAAUCUUCCGUAGCUGCCCCAAGAUUCAGAAAGUUGUCACGUUCGGCUGUUUUGAAGUCAAGGAUGUCGUUGUUCCCCGGGACAUUGUCUUAAUUGGAGCGCCAAAGGCGCAGGAUGCUAUCGAGCAAUUUGGUCAGGUAUUCAUGGAUUUCCAAAAAGAGGCGCAGAAAGAGAGUAUGAGUCGCUUCGUUCCCACCGCUGCAUAA